UAUUCGCGCAAAACUAUUUUUUUUUAGAGUAAAAUACCCGUAAAUUUCUGGCAUUAGAACCAUUGAACCAAGAAAAAAGUAGUCAAGGAAAAAACUCGGUAGGGCUUUUUGGCUUGGGAUCGAAGGUUGUGACCGGUCACCGGUGGUCAUCAUCAUCGUCAAUAACCUACUUCAAAGACUGAGUUCAGAAACAAAACUCGGUGUUUAUUUUCCACGUUCCCUUCUCGCGUGUCAUGUUGCUUCUUCAUCUUUCAUCAACCUCAUAAUCCUAAUUAGGGUUCCACACUGUAUUUAAAUUGGUUGCAUUUCUAGCACUAUUAUUAUUGCUAAAUAAUCAAUGGCGUCCGUUUACAUUCCCGUUCAGAAUUCGGAGGAAGAAGUUAGGGUUAAUCUCGAUCAACUUCCCAGGGAUGCUUCCGACAUCCUUGACAUCCUCAAGGCCGAGCAAGCUCCUCUUGAUCUUUGGCUCAUUAUCGCGAGGGAGUACUUCAAGCAGGGAAAAGUUGAUCAGUUUCGCCAGAUUUUGGAGGAAGGAUCCAGUCCAGAAAUUGAUGAUUAUUAUGCUGAUAUUAGAUAUGAGAGGAUCGCUAUCUUAAAUGCCCUUGGGGCUUACUAUAGCUACCUUGGAAAAAUAGAGACAAAACAAAGAGAAAAGGAGGAGCAUUUCAUUUUGGCAACACAAUAUUACAAUAAAGCAUCAAGGAUAGACAUGCAUGAGCCCUCUACUUGGGUUGGUAAAGGUCAGCUUUUACUAGCAAAGGGUGAAGUUGAACAGGCAUCUGCUGCAUUUAAGAUUGUGUUAGAUGGAGAUCGUGAUAAUGUUCCUGCACUUUUAGGCCAGGCAUGUGUUGAGUUCAACCGUGGAAGAUAUUCUGAUUCACUUGAGUUGUAUAAGAGGGCAUUGCAAGUGUAUCCCAAUUGCCCUGCAGCUGUGAGACUUGGCAUAGGACUGUGUCGCUACAAAUUAGGUCAAUUUGAAAAGGCGCGACAGGCAUUUGAGCGUGUUUUGCAGCUUGACCCGGAAAAUGUUGAGGCUCUUGUUGCACUUGCAAUAAUGGACUUGCGCACUAACGAAGCUGUUGGAAUUAGGAAAGGAAUGGUAAAAAUGCAGAGGGCAUUUGAGAUAUACCCGUACUGUGCAAUGGCUCUGAAUUAUCUAGCAAAUCAUUUCUUCUUCACUGGUCAACAUUUUUUGGUUGAGCAACUGACUGAAACUGCAUUAGCUGUUACCAAUCAUGGUCCAACAAAGUCCCACUCUUAUUACAAUUUAGCACGCUCUUACCAUAGCAAGGGGGACUAUGACAAAGCUGGGGUGUAUUACAUGGCAUCAGUCAAGGAAAUUAGCAAGCCCCAUGAAUUUGUGUUUCCUUAUUAUGGUUUGGGACAAGUACAAAUUAAGUUGGGAGAUUUUAGAAGUGCACUCUCAAACUUUGAAAAGGUUUUGGAGGUGUACCCGGAUAAUUGCGAGACACUGAAAGCACUUGCGUACAUAUAUGUUCAGCUUGGUCAGACUGACAAGGGUCAGGAGUUUAUAAGGAAAGCUACAAAAAUUGAUCCACGUGAUGCCCAGGCAUUUCUUGAACUUGGAGAAUUGUUAAUUUUGUCCGACACAGGAGCUGCACUGGAUGCAUUCAAAACUGCUCGCACUCUUUUUAAGAAGGGAGGUGAGGAAGUACCAAUUGAACUACUCAAUAAUAUUGGUGUUCUUCAGUUUGAAAGGGGAGAAUUUGAGCUUGCUAAACAAACUUUUAAGGAAGCUCUUGGUGAUGGAAUUUGGCUUUCUUUCUUUAGCGAGACAAAUAAAUCAUCCAUUGAUGCUGCUACUUCUACUCUUCAAUUUAAGGACAUGCAAUUAUUUCAUGACCUUGAAAGUAAUGGUCACCAUAUUGAUGUACCAUGGGAUAAAGUCACAGUACUCUUUAACCUGGGCAGGUUACUUGAGCAAUUAAAUGAAUCUGGAACUGCAAGCAUAUUAUAUCGCCUAAUCUUAUUCAAGUACCCAGACUACAUUGAUGCAUACCUGAGGCUAGCUGCUAUUGCAAAGGCUCGGAACAACAUUCUCUUAAGCAUUGAACUGGUUAAUGAUGCCCUGAAGGUCAAUGACAAGUGUCCAAAUGCAUUAUCUAUGCUUGGUGAGUUGGAGUUGAAAAACGACGACUGGGUGAAGGCAAAAGAAACUCUCCGGGCAGCUAGUGAUGCCACUGAUGGGAAGGACUCAUAUGCUACACUUUCUCUAGGAAACUGGAACUACUUUGCUGCAGUUCGCAAUGAAAAGAGAAAUCCAAAGCUAGAAGCUACUCAUUUGGAAAAGGCCAAGGAACUUUAUACAAGAGUUUUGAUUCAGCAUUCUGCUAAUUUAUAUGCUGCCAAUGGUGCUGCAGUUGUUUUUGCGGAAAAAGGCCAUUUUGAUGUUUCAAAAGAUAUCUUUACCCAGGUUCAAGAAGCGGCCAGCGGUAGUGUUUUUGUCCAGAUGCCCGACGUUUGGAUAAAUCUGGCACAUGUUUAUUUUGCUCAGGGGAAUUUUACUUUGGCCGUCAAAAUGUAUCAGAAUUGCUUGCGGAAGUUUUAUCAUAACACAGACUCACAAGUACUUCUAUACUUGGCUCGUACGCACUAUGAAGCCGAACAGUGGCAAGACUGUAUUAAAACUCUACAAAGAGCCAUCCAUUUGGCACCCUCGAACUACACAUUAAGGUUUGAUGCAGGGGUUGCAAUGCAAAAGUUUUCAGCAUCAACGCUUCAAAAGGCAAAGAGAACUGCAGAUGAGGUGAGAGCAACGGUUGCUGGACUACAAAAUGCUGUUCGUAUAUUUAGUCAGUUGUCUGCUGCUUCCAACCUGCAUAUUCAUGGAUUUGAUGAGAAGAAGAUAGACACUCAUGUUGGAUACUGCACCCACUUACUUUCAGCUGCAAAAGUUCAUCUUGAAGCAGCUGAGCGUGAGGAACAACAAAUACGGGAGAGACACGAACUUGCUCGUCAGGUUGCAUUGGCUGAGGACGCCCGGCGUAAGGCUGAAGAGCAAAGGAAAUUUCAGAUGGAAAGGAGAAAGCAGGAGGAUGAGAUAAAACAAGUGCAACAACAGGAGGAACAUUUUAAGCGUGUUAAGGAACAAUGGAAGAGCAGCACACAUUCGAAACGGAGGGAAAGGUCGGAUGAUGAAGAUGGUGGUGGGGCUGGCGAGAAAAAGAGAAGAAAAGGUGGAAAGAAGAGGAAGAAGGAUAAGCACUCAAAAUCACGCAAUGACACAGAAGAAAUGGAAGCUGAUAUGAUGGAUGAACAGGAAAUGGAGGAUGAUGCUGACAUGAACGAGCCCCAAACUCAGAUGAACGAUGUUGAAGAAAAUCCCCACGGUCUUCUUGCAGCAGCUGGACUUGAGGAUUCUGAUGCUGAAGAUGAGCCGGUUGGACCAUCCUCAACCAUUAGCAGGCGGAGGCAAGCAUUAUCAGAAUCUGACGACGAUGAACCAAUAAUGAGGCAAUCAAGUCCUGUAAGAGAAUAUUCUGCUGAUAUGCAGGAGAGCGAUGGAGAGAUCAGGGAUGAGGACAAGACACAUGGAGAUGAGGCCAGUGAUGAGGAGUAACAAGAUUGAACUUUUUAUACCACAAGUUAGAGAUCUAUUUCUGUCAAAUGGUUUCUUCCAGGGAAGUCAUUGUUCACACAUUUUUGGCGAUUCUUCUCAGUUGGCAAUAUGAUGUAAAUACUUACUACAAAAAGCUUUGGCAGGGCUGUUUAUUUUUUCAUAUAGAUUUGGUAGAGGGCUUUAUUUUUUAUGUCCCAUGUAAUGUAAAACAACAUUUUUUAUCCUAUUCAUAUUUCCUUAUUUAUUUCCUAAA
Messenger RNA from Cicer arietinum (chickpea), 3833 nucleotides. Its product is annotated as protein CTR9 homolog. Gene Ontology annotation, molecular function: RNA polymerase II complex binding. NCBI's taxonomy places the organism in Eukaryota, Viridiplantae, Streptophyta, Magnoliopsida, Fabales, Fabaceae. Gene Ontology annotation, cellular component: Cdc73/Paf1 complex. Gene Ontology annotation, biological process: transcription elongation by RNA polymerase II; regulation of DNA-templated transcription. The record is from RefSeq and is a predicted model, not a curated record.